AUGGCCUGUCACCUCAGCCUGGCCUCCUUUGUCCCGUUCACCACAUCUGGAGGUGCCACACGGAGUGCUGAUGUCUGCAGCAGCCCUAGGUAUACAAGAAAUCUUGUGGACAAUGGAAAUGGAAAGUUCAACUUGAUGAUCUUGUGCUGGGGUGAAGGGCAUGGCAGCAGCAUCCAUGAUCACACUGACUCACACUGCUUUAUGAAGAUCCUCCAGGGAAAUCUAAAGGAGACUCUGUUUGAAUGGCCUGAGAAAAAAGGGAAUGGUGAAAUGACGAAGAAAUCGGAACGAGUUUUGAGGGAAAAUCAAUGUGCCUACAUUAAUGACUCCAUUGGCCUGCACCGCGUGGAGAACAUAAGCCACACAGAGUCUGCUGUUAGCCUGCAUUUGUACAGUCCACCCUUCGACAGCUGUAACACCUUUGACCAGAGGACUGGACACAAGCACAAAGUCAAGAUGACCUUCUACAGCCAGUUUGGAGAGAGGACUCUCUGCGCCACAGCAGUGCCGCAGGAGAACAACUGAGAAGCACCAGCACGCGUUUGCAUAAGACCUGCUGAAUGUUUAACCAGGGACAGACGACUCGCAUGGCUAAGGCCGACAGCCAGCUGUAUGUCUAUACCUUGUACACAGGAGUACACUAGGGCAGCUUCCAGGCCACUCGCAGUUUCCCCGAGCAAAUGCCAGUUAUGGGACACUAAGCUAACUAGUGCCAUAAACUACUUCAGAGGUUAGAUGCCUUUUCUUAGGCUUCUGUCAGAAUUAAGUAGUUUGUUUUCUGAUUCUAGGCUCCUCUUAAUUCCUCUUCUGAUAGCACACUGAGAAUAUCAGAAAUAGGUUUUUUAAACAUUGUCUGACACUACUUAAUAAGCCUACAUGU
Opisthocomus hoazin is the source of this 880-nucleotide messenger RNA. The record is from RefSeq and is a predicted model, not a curated record. Lineage: Eukaryota; Metazoa; Chordata; Aves; Opisthocomiformes; Opisthocomidae.